Alosa alosa (allis shad) is the source of this 2708-nucleotide messenger RNA. RefSeq lists its product as uncharacterized. The record is from RefSeq and is a predicted model, not a curated record. NCBI's taxonomy places the organism in Eukaryota, Metazoa, Chordata, Actinopteri, Clupeiformes, Clupeidae. Bases 10 to 2520 code for a protein of 836 amino acids. The transcript has 13 exons.
UCAGACAUCAUGUCUCUCUACACACUGGUACUGCCACUGCUGCUCUUGGUCUCCAUCACCUCAGCAAGCCACUUCUGGGGAGGCACGAUCUCCUUCACCCCUAAAGGAAGGAACCCAGAUGGAUCAUACAGGGUGGAUUUCCGCUACAAGCACACUUUUGAUAGUUGCUCUCAAUCUUUGUACUGGGGAACUUGUAGAAGUGGACAGUGUGGAAGUCAGACAAAUCUGGAACUAGGAAUAAUAGAUGACAGUAAUGGAAGGUAUUCAUACCAAGACAAUUGGUGUCAAAAGGAAGGAGUUAUGACAAGAAGCCUUAGGAGUGAUACGCCUUUUCAGCUGACUGCAAAUAGUUGCUGUUGGGUGUCCCUGAGAAACUCUAUUGUGUAUUGGGACCUUCCAAUCUUGGUAGAUCUUGGAGUUAGAUCCGACACGAAUGAACCGAACAGUUCUCCACAUGCAACCAUGAUAUCAUUUGUCCGUGUGCCCCAGAACUGUCCACUGGCAUAUAACUUCAUAGGUUGUGAUCCAGAUGGUGAUAAGUUUAGAUGUGGAACCAGCAGGAGUCUACCCUCAGGCUUUCACCUUGAUCAGAAUACUUGCAAUCUACAAUACACUGGCUGGGGCAGCACUGGCUACUAUGGGUUUGAGCUUUAUGUUGAGGACUUCCCAAAUCAGCACAUCAGUCUCACCUACAGUGACGGGACACAAUCCAUUAGGGCUCCACUGCAUGCAGGACGCAGACGGCGGGCCCCGUGGUGGGGUUGGUAUAACCAAACAUCAACUCCACCCAUUAGCACACCCCUCACAACCAACCACUACACUCCCAUUAGCACACCCCUCACAACCAACCACUACACUCCUUGGCUGAGUUCAACCACCAGUACACCCUCUACUACUACAACUAUGACUAACCCCACAACUCCAUGGUUGGGGGUAUGGUUCCAAACCACAAUUGCUCCAACUACUACAGCCAGCCCAACAACUCCAUGGGGGGGAUGGUACCAAACUCAAAGAAUCACAAGUGCUCCAACUCCAAGAACUACGACUACGACUACGACAACAACUAGCACCCCAGCGACCUCUAACCCUUGGUCACAUUACGGCACUCCAUUGAGUCGACUUCCACUGCAAUUUGUUGUUUUGGUUGAUGUUCCAGCUCCAUCCUGCAGUGAGGGAGUAUACUUGCCCAAGUUCCUGCAUCCCACUCCAAACAACAGAGAGCGACUUCAUGCAGCCAUCAACCAGGAGCUAGAAAUCAGAAUAAAUGCGACAGCUUCUGUCUCAGUGGUUCGUGAUCUCAUUAUAAGUGGGCCUCUAAACAUCACAAAGGAUAGAACCACCUCUGGGGAAUUUGUCCUGAGAUGGACACCCAGGACUGAUGACCUUGGCCAGCAUUUCCCCAUCUGUUUUAUUGCUGAGAGCAAACUGGGUGCCAACUUCUACCAGUCUGAGAUGAGAUGUGUCGUUGUUGAGGUUGAACUUCAUCAAAUUGCUCCUGAAGCCAAUGUGAUUUGUUCUGAGAAUUUCAUGGCCAUUGAGCUGGAAACAUCAAUAUCAGAGAGUAUCAAGCUACAUGUGGAUCACCUGCGCCUCAAUGACCCAUCUUGCACACUCUACUCCAAUGGCACCCAUGUCUUUGCUAACAUGUCCCUUAACACGUGUGGUACUACGAUAGAGGAAGAUGACAACAGUCUCUUUUUCAAGAAUGAAAUUGUGUCAUUUGAUAACCAAAACGACGUCAUAACCAGAAUCAACCAGGUGGAGUUUCAGUUCUUCUGCAAGUACCCUAAGAAAAGCAGUGUGACCCUAGAGUUUGACACUCACAGAGGCCCUUACGUAUUCAUACAAAAAGGAUUUGGAACUUUCAGUUAUCAAUUUGAGUUCUUCCGGUCAAGUCAAUUCCAAUAUCGGAGGGACCCCAAGUCUUAUCCCCUGGAAUACGGCCUUGGUGAGAGGAUGUACAUGCAGAUUGAAGGCAUAUCUUCAGUCAACAACACUGAGCUCUUUGUGGAGUCUUGCAAGGCCAGUCCCAGCGAUGACCCUCAAGCCCAAACAUCCUAUUCCAUCAUUGAAAAUGGAUGCAAGAAAGACGAAACUGUGCAGUUCUACUCAAACCAUGACAAUAAAGUCCAGUUUGGAAUGAAGGCAUUUAAAUUCAUCGGAUGGCAUGACCAGGUUUUCAUCACCUGUUCAGUGAUACUGUGUGAGGCUGGAAACCCCAACACUAGGUGUUCUCAGGGCUGCACCAAUGCCACUGCCUCACCUGCAGUGCAUCACCAUCACAGGAGAGAGGCUCCCAUUCAGACCACCAGUCACUACGUUUCCCAGGGUCCUGUGCGGCUCAGCAGGAGCGCAGACAUCAGGGAUGCUCCAAGCACAGUGAUAAAUAAUGGUUUGAACAUGAAUCUUGUUGUCAUCGCUGGAUGCCUGCUGAUAGUUUCUGCCAUGGUGUGUGGUGCAGUGAUCUACACAAAGCGACCUAAGAUUGCGUAUCAGCCACUGCCAACUUCUGACUCUUAAGGCAUAUGUCCUACAUGCUGUACACAGGAUGUUGCUAUAGAAUAGAGUUGUGUUCAAGCUAAAUACUUUGUUUCUAGCCAAGGUUGGGUUUACAACAUACCCGUCAACACUCCCGUUUUUCCCGGGUUUCUCCCGUAUUUCAAGGUCAUCUCCCAGCACCCUCCCAUUUUGUUAUUUCUCCCGGAAAA